AGUGCGUGAAUUUCAUACCAAACCCAUACUUCGCAUUCCACCUUUACUGUCAAACCAGGAGAAAUAUUACAGAAAACAAAAGAGCACCGAGAUAAAUAUAACUUUAGCGAAAUAAACCUCGUCCUGCUCUAUCGGUAGAGGUGUUUCCUAAUAAAGGGAAAUUGUCAGAGAGAAACGGCAGAAGUCUUUGGAGAGAUCGUUCACCCCCUUUUCGACGUUAUCAGUACCUGUGUAGCGUGGGGGCUCGUGGCAGGGCCCGGUAGGAGCCGGCACCAUUGCGUCCAACAAGUGGAGUGCCAACGGCAGCCCGGAGCAGGGGCUGGAGGAUGGGGCCGAUGAACUGGACAAGGCCAUGGACGGAGACGCAGAGGGCGUGUGGAGCCCUGACAUCGAGCAGAGCUUUCAGGAGGCACUGGCCAUCUACCCACCCUGCGGUCGCCGCAAAAUCAUCCUGUCAGAUGAGGGGAAGAUGUACGGUCGCAAUGAGCUUAUUGCCAGAUAUAUUAAGCUGAGGACAGGCAAAACCCGCACAAGAAAACAGGUAUCUAGUCACAUACAGGUGUUAGCACGGAAGAAAGUCCGAGAGUAUCAAGCAAGUAUAAAGGCCAUGAACUUGGAUCAAGCGUCUAAAGACAAGGCUCUCCAGAACAUGGCGGCUCUUUCCUCCGCCCAGAUUGUGUCUCCGAGUCUCAUCAAGACCUCCCUUCCGCCUCUUCCACAGUCCCCUUACCCUCCAGCCGCACGGUUCUGGCCGACCCCCAUCCCAGGUCAACCUGGACCCUCUCAGGAGCUGGUUCUUAAGCACAACCCAGGAAGAAGUCCUGGGCUUGGCCGCACCAGCUACGCCAUCAAGCCAUUUGUAAAUCCCUACCCGAGCCUGUCAGGACAAGUUCAGUCCACAAUAUCAGCAUAUGAGUCUCUGGCUCCGCCUCCUCCGCCGGUGGCCACAGCAGUGCCCGUGUGGCAGGACCGCACCAUCGCCUCCUCCAAGCUGCGUCUGCUGGAGUAUUCAGCCUUCAUGGAGCUGCCGCAGGACCAGGAAUCUUACAGCAAGCACCUGUUUGUCCACAUUGGUCAGACGAACCCAUCGUACAGUGACCCUCUGCUGGAGGCCGUGGACAUUCGGCAGAUCUACGACAAGUUCCCUGAGAAGAAAGGAGGACUGAAGGAGCUUUACGAGAAGGGCCCGCAAAACGCCUUCUUCCUCGUCAAAUUCUGGGCGGAUCUGAAUAACAGCAGUGUUCAGGACGGACCAGGCUCUUUCUAUGGCGUCAGCAGUCAAUACAGCAGCUCCGAGAACAUGACCAUCACGGUCUCCACCAAAGUCUGCUCCUUCGGCAAACAGGUGGUGGAGAAAGUGGAGACGGAGUACGCUCAUGUUGAUGGAGGAAAGUGUUUGUAUCGCAUCCAUCGCUCUCCCAUGUGCGAAUACAUGAUCAACUUCAUCCACAAGCUCAAGCACCUGCCGGAGAAAUACAUGAUGAACAGCGUAUUAGAAAACUUCACCAUCUUACAGGUGGUGACCAACAGGGAAACCCAGGAGACUCUACUGUGUAUAGCGUUUGUAUUUGAAGUGUCGACGAGUGAACACGGGGCACAAUACCACGUCUAUAGGCUCAUCAAGGACUAGCAGCGCAUCGGUCAACAGACUGCUGAUGCUUUGCACAGACACUCCAGCACACGCUUGGAGGAAAACGCCAAAUUGUCCAAACAUCGGAGGAAAAUGCCAAAAUGUUACAAGAAAUACCAAAUGUUCUGAUCCUGGUGCCGAAUUUGAGUCUUUGAGGACGUUAAAAGAUAUAGUAUUACUUUGUUUAAAAAGAAAAGAACGUUUUUUUUUUUCUGUAUUUGUUUUUAAAUGCCUUCAUUACAGAAUGGGUCAUGUUGGUUUUGUUGCAUAUACAGAAGCGGUAGAUGUUUUUAAGCUUUGUUGUGUCUCUACAGAGGGAAUGUGAAGGUGUUGAUGGAAGAGAACGUCAUGAAAAAGACAAUGUGUGCUGUUUAUAUGCAGCGCUCACAGCAUUUUACAGUUAUAUAAUGGUGAAUCUCAGAAAAAUCUCAUUUUAUCCUGAAAUUAAAAGAAAAUGAUACAUUUAUUUUAUUGAUUGAUGUUAAACGCCAGGGAGUUGUUAUCAGAGGUGUAGCGGACAUUUUAAAAGUAGGGGGGAUGGCUGUAUGAGAUCAUACGUUCAUAUAAUUAUUAAUCACCUGUUUCUAAAUGGUCUGUCUCUAAAAGUGAGGGGGAUGUAUCUCCCCGUCCCCCAUGGUUGCUACACCCCUGGUUGUUAUUUUGAUUUUAAAACUGAUGUAAAACUAAAUAUAAAAAAUGAAUUUUUUAUUAAAGUUUGUAAAAGGGAAUGCUAACAUGAUGCAUUUUUUACAGUAAUAUGACAUUAAAAGCUAUUUAAUAAGUCUGACAGGAAAAAGACAAUGUGUGCUGUUUAUAUGCAGUGCUCACAGCAUUUUACAGUUAUAGAAGUGGGUGAAUCUCUGGAAAAUCUAACUUUUCUCUAAAAUUUAAAGAAAAUUAUACUGUAUGCUCAUUUUACAUAAAGAAAUUAAAAGCUGUUUAUUAAGUCUGUUCUAGAUUUAUUUUAAUGAUUCAUGUUAAACACCAGACAGUUAUUAUUUUGACUUUAAAACUGAUGUAAAGCCAAAUAUUAAAUGCAUUUUUAAAAUUAAAAUUGGUAAACAAUAAAAUAAAAUAAAAGGCAAUGCUAACAUGAUGCAUUAUUUACAGUAAUAAGAAAUUAAGAAUAAAAUGCUUAUUAGUCAUCAAUAUAGUUAGAAAAAUCAAUAAUUAGAGUUCAGUAUUAAGAAUCAAGUAAUAAGAAAUGAAAAGCUAUUUAAGUCUGUUCUACAUUAAUUUUAAUGCAUAAUGUUGAACACCAGACAGUUGUUAUUUUGACUUUAAAAUUGAUGUAAAAUCUAAUAAAAAAUGCUUUUUAUAAUUAAAUUUUGUAAAUAUUAAUAAUAAUCAAAUAAAGGGCAAUGCUAACAUAAUGCAUUUUUACAGUAAUAAGAAUUGAGAAGAAAAUGCAGUAACUUUACACACUGAAUCAUCUGUUAAGCAUUCGCAAAUAGUGAAUUUAUUUUUUAAACAUUAGCUUUACAUUAACAGAUGUUAGUAAGCAGUUUAUAACUGCAGAUACAAAUGCUUAUAAGCACAUCUAUAAUGUGCUUAAUGAUUGUACUUUCAAGCUUUGUUACUGAUUAAUUUUUCAUGACUAAAUUAUGAUUUAUGUAUUUAUCAUUUGUAUUUAGGAUUUCUUAUAUCAUUCAGAAUGAGUUAGUAAUGAUUAAUAAACUAUUCAAAUCAACAUUUAUAUCUUAUUAUUCAAGCAUAUAGUAAUAGUUCAUUUGUAUGCUAAUAAACGCUUUAUUAACUCAACUUCAUGCAAUUUUGUGAUCUUAAAGUGAGACUUUAUGGUUUUAUAAAUCUCUAAUAAUGACAAUUAAAGGCUCGGUAUCAAAUGAACAAUAAUCUUUACAAUAUUAUCUUAAAAAAUGACUAAAGUUUAAACAUUGCUGAAUAAGAGGAGUGUCAAAAUACAACAUAAAAUUAGGUAAAACAACAAUAUAAUAAUUUAACAAUAUAUUAUGAUGCAACAUUUCAGUGUUAUUUAGCGAUGUUUGGACUGCACAGUCAUUUUAUUUAAAUUAAGAUUGCAAAGAUUUAUUUUUCAUUUGCUACAGUUUCAUUAGUGUAUCUUCAAAUGACUAGAAAUUAAUAAAGUCAUUUAUUUUCUUUUUUCCUGUUUAGAAUAUAACUGAGCCUUUAAUUGUCAUUUAUAAGGGAUUUAUAAUACAGAAGUAGUCCUCACUUAAGGUCACAAAACUGGAUGAAGUUGAGUUAAUAAAGCAUUUAUUAACAUACAAAUCAACUAUUAAUAUAUGCUCGAAUAAAAAGAUAUAUAAAUGUUAAUUUGAAUAGUUUAUUAAGCAUUUACUUGCGCAUUCUGAACGAUCCAAAACAACAGCAACUUCUCUCAAAUAACUGGUUCGUAAAUAAUGCAAUACUUAUUUGGUAAUAAAAAAAAUAAUAAUUAUCACAGUAUGAAAGUUCAACCAUUAAGCACAUUAUGUGUGUGUUUAUAAGUCAAGAAUAGAGCAUUUGUCUCUGCAGUUAUAAACUGCUUACGUCUGUUAAUGUAGAGUUAAUUCUUAACAGAUAAUGAAUUCACUAUUGACUAAUGCUUAAUAAAUGAUUCAUAGUGUGUAGUUAUUAAAGUGUUCCCGCUAUCUGCAUUUAUUUUAAGGCAUAAUGUUAAACGCCAACCAGUUGUUGUUUUGAUUUUAAAAGUGAUGUAAAACCAAAUAUAAAAUGCAUUUCUUUUAUUAAAAUUGGCCAAAAAUACAAUUAAAGGCAAUGCUAACAUGAUGUAUUUUUUACAAUAAUAAGAAUUGAGAAGACGAUGCUUAUUAGUCAUUAAUAUAAUUAGAAAAAUCAGCAAUUUAAAAAUGUAUUUUCUUUAUGCAGCAUUUACAAACGAAGAAUAAAUGAAGGCUCUUUUAAGCCUGUUUUACAUUCAAUUUUAAUGAGCGACGUUGACUACCAAUAAGACAAAUUAUACUCUCGUUUUUAAAAGGUGAUGAUAUACAAAUCAAAAUAGUAAUUUUUUUUAAAAUAAGAAUUUUACAUCUUUUUACAGUAAUAAGUGGCAAGAAAAUAAUUAAUAUAAUACAAUUAUUAUGUUAAAAGAGAGAUUUUCUUUAUGCAGUUUCUUCUUAAUACAUUUUUAUUUGCAGAAAGAAGUCUUAUAAAAAUAUAUUUUCUUUUAAUUUUGGGGUGAAGUGCAUCAUCAACAGAUAUUUGUGAGAUUCAUCUGGUGUGUAAAUGAGGACCAGGCUGGCCAGCGGAGGGUUUAGGUUUAUAUUAUUAAAGGACAGACCUACUGAAAAACACUGCAGUUACAUUUAAGACUUAUUCUUGCUUUUAUUAACCCGACAAACACAAGGUUUCAGUUUUGCAGAUGUUGCUAAUGUUCCUGCCUUUCAAACAACCGACAAAGGCGUCAGAAACUGUUCAGCAGGUACUAAAGGACUUUGAGCUUUGACCCAAAUGUGAGUGCCUUUCUUCACAAAACUAUUGAUACUCUGAAGUGCCUUUCGACUACCUCUCGGCGUAAAAUAGUAGGAAUAGAUAGAGCGAACAAUUCUUCAUGCUACAACAUGACAAAACUCUGCUGUUCAUCCAAGCUUUUGAACUGAGGAAAGGUCAGAUUCAUGCUUGAUUGUUAGUCUGUCAGGCUGAAUGAAAUACGCAUGCAUGUUGCCCAUUGAGAUUUCUUACAACAUUUAAUCCUGGAACGAUACCUCAGUAGAGCUUUGUCUUUUUAAUUGCAUUACUGUCAUACUCUCUGGUGCUUUAAAUGUUUGCAUUUCCAUAUUAUUUGUUUAAUUCUUCACUUUCACAAGCACUCUUAUUACAAAUCAGAUCCUUCAGGCUUUUCUUUGUAGUGUUCCUAGUGUAAAAGGGAAAAAAAAUCAGUGUUUGUCAGCACAACUUGUAUGAUUCCUGUGGGUUUGGUUUGUGCAUCUUCAAUUUUUAAUAACAUGAAUGCACCAGAUGUUUGACUUUACAUGCUUUUUAUUAGAUUUUUUACAGAAUUAUGCCAUAUUAACAGUGCUGACACUGCUACUACUGAGAAAAAACAUUUAUUUUCCUCUAUUAAGGGCUCAAAAAAAUGAAUUCUUCAUGAAAUUCGACGUUUCAGCCCUUCCUUAAUGAAGCCACGUAGCAUUUUUUGUCCCUUUAAACAUGUAAAACAAUCCAGCCUGAAUGGAAAGUGCUCUUGGGAUGGUUUUUAGAUAGCAUUUUUUAUGUCUGGAUCAGUUUUUGAAGGUACUGCUAAUUUUUGGGUACAUCCUAAAAUGUAUAUUGGUACAGCCUUAAUGUUUGAACUUCACCGACGACAGUUUCCUCAAUUGUAUUUAGUUUUUUCUUACAGGCUUUUAUUUUGUUUCCUUUUUUUAUAAUUAUUGUUAUUAUAAAUAUUAAUUUUAUGUUUGCUCUUUGACUUUCAACUGAUGUUGUAUGCAUAUGUUGAAAAUUAAGUGUGUGUGUGUUGUUUUUUUUAUGCCAUAAUCGAAGUGGUGUUGGCAAAAGGCUUCCUGCUGUUUUUAACAGUUCAUCGUGGCCUUGGUUACCUGUUGUGCAUUGCAGUUAUGUAUCGAAUAUCUUCAAUGUUAGGGGUUUGUACAAUAUAUUCAAAAACAAUGUAUAGCAAUACCAAUAAAAUGGCAUGGGUCUCCUUGGACCGUAUUUCUUAAAACACA
Messenger RNA from Danio aesculapii, 6279 nucleotides. RefSeq names its product TEA domain family member 3 b (gene tead3b). Lineage: Eukaryota; Metazoa; Chordata; Actinopteri; Cypriniformes; Danionidae. The coding region runs from base 353 to 1630 and encodes 425 amino acids. Gene Ontology annotation, cellular component: transcription regulator complex. Gene Ontology annotation, molecular function: RNA polymerase II cis-regulatory region sequence-specific DNA binding; DNA-binding transcription factor activity, RNA polymerase II-specific. The record is from RefSeq and is a predicted model, not a curated record. The transcript is spliced from 15 exons. Gene Ontology annotation, biological process: positive regulation of transcription by RNA polymerase II; embryonic organ development; hippo signaling.